Messenger RNA from Varanus komodoensis (Komodo dragon), 5840 nucleotides. RefSeq names its product par-3 family cell polarity regulator (gene PARD3). The record is from RefSeq and is a predicted model, not a curated record. Gene Ontology annotation, biological process: establishment of centrosome localization; establishment or maintenance of epithelial cell apical/basal polarity; microtubule cytoskeleton organization. The transcript has 25 exons. Gene Ontology annotation, molecular function: protein binding; phosphatidylinositol binding. Gene Ontology annotation, cellular component: apical junction complex; apical plasma membrane; adherens junction. The coding region runs from base 128 to 4168 and encodes 1346 amino acids. NCBI's taxonomy places the organism in Eukaryota, Metazoa, Chordata, Lepidosauria, Squamata, Varanidae.
CGCUCUCCCUGCACGCUGCCGCCCGCAGGCUCUGAGUGGCGGCGGCCGGCUCGCGGGGAGCCCGCCUGGCUGCCUGGCUGGCGAGCAGCGGCGGAGCGGGGCUGGCUGAGGCGCGCUCGGAGGGAGGAUGAAAGUCACCGUGUGCUUCGGCCGGACCCGGGUGGUCGUGCCCUGCGGGGACGGGAACAUGAAAGUUUUCAGCCUGAUCGAGCAAGCGGCGACGAGGUACAGGAAGGCGAUCGCCAAGGAUCCAAAUUACUGGAUACAAGUACAUCGUCUGGAGCAUAGCGAUGGCGGAAUCCUUGACCGUGAUGAUAUUCUCUGUGAUGUAGCGGAUGAUAAAGACAGACUCGUAGCUGUAUUUGAUGAGCAAGACCCACACCAUGGAGGAGAUGGCACCAGCGCCAGUUCCACCGGCACCCAGAGCCCCGAGAUCUUUGGCAGUGAGCUGGGCACUAAUGCGGCUUCUGCCUUCCAGCCUUACCAAGCAACAAGUGAAAUUGAGGUCACGCCUUCAGUCCUUCGCACAAAUAUGCCUCUUCAUGUACGGCGCAGCAGUGAUCCUGCAUUAGUUGGUCUCUCAACAUCAGUCAGUGAGAACAAUUUUACAUCUGAAGAACCUUCUCGGAAAAACCCCACGAGAUGGUCCACAACAGCAGGCUUCCUCAAGCAGAACACUUCCGGUGGGCCAAGGACUCAUGAAAGAAAGAAAGAUGAAAAUUACAGAAGCCUCCCACGGGAUACAAGUAGCUGGUCUACUAACCAGUUUCAGAGAGACAAUGCUCGCUCUUCACUAAGUGCCACUCAUCCCAUGGUAGAUAAAUGGCUGGAGAGACAAGAACAGGAUGAAGAUGGGACAGAAGAAGAAAGCAGCAGGGUUGAGCCUGUGGGUCAUGCAGACACUGGCUUGGAGAAUACUGCCAACUAUUCUUUAGAUGAUAUGGUAAAGCUUGUCGAAGUCUCCAAUGACGGUGGACCUUUGGGAAUCCAUGUAGUGCCUUUCAGUGCCCGAGGCGGAAGAACUUUGGGAUUGUUAGUGAAGAGAUUGGAGAAAGGUGGGAAAGCCGAACAAGAAAAUCUCUUUCAUGAAAAUGACUGCAUUGUCAGAAUUAAUGACGGGGACCUUCGCAAUAGAAGAUUUGAGCAAGCACAGCAUAUGUUCCGUCAAGCCAUGCGAACACGCAUUAUUUGGUUCCAUGUGGUUCCGGCAGCAAAGAAAGAACAGUAUGAGCAGUUAUCGCAAAGUGAGAAGAAUGCGUACUACUCCAGUCGGUUCAACCCUGAUUCUCAGUAUAUUGACAAUAAGAGUAUUAACCACACUGGACUUCACACAUUGCAGAGAAUAACCCGAGUGAGCAAUCAAGCUGAUCAGCUGGACUCAUACUCACAACUACCUCAUAGUGCGAAUGCAUCAGGAAAACCACCUUUGGGCCUGUCACCAUCACCCCAAAAAGUUCUCAUCUCCACUUCGAACACUGGCUACAACACCAAAAGGAUAGGGAAGAGGAUUAAUAUACAACUGAGGAAAGGUACCGAAGGCCUCGGAUUUAGCAUCACUUCGAGAGAUGUUCCUAUUGGUGGCUCAGCUCCAAUUUAUGUGAAAAACAUCCUUCCAAGGGGCGCAGCUAUUCAAGAUGGAAGAUUAAAGGCUGGAGACCGGCUCAUUGAGGUCAAUGGAGUGGAUUUAGCAGGAAAAACCCAAGAAGAAGUUGUCUCACUGCUGAGAAGUACCAAGAUGGGUGGGACAGUAAGCCUUCUUAUUUUCCGCCAAGAGGAAACAUUCCAUCCAAGGGAACUGAAAACUGAACAAAGCCAGUCACAAUUUCCCAAGGAAACGAAAGCAGAAGAAGAAGAUCUUGUCCUUACGCCUGAUGGCACCAGGGAAUUCCUCACUUUUGAAGUUCCCCUUAAUGAUUCGGGAUCAGCUGGGCUUGGUGUUAGUGUGAAAGGUAACCGGUCAAAAGAGAACCAUGCAGACCUAGGCAUCUUUGUCAAGUCCAUUAUUAAUGGUGGAGCAGCUUCUAAGGAUGGAAGACUCCGAGUGAAUGAUCAACUAAUAGCAGUAAAUGGGGAAUCGUUACUAGGCAAGACCAACCAAGAUGCCAUGGAAACCCUGCGCAGGUCCAUGUCCACGGAGGGAAACAAACGUGGAAUGAUCCAGCUCAUUGUGGCAAGGCGAAUAAGCAAAUGCAGUGAGUUGGAGUCACCUGGGAGUCCCCCAGGGCCAGAGCUGCCUAUUGAGACAAUGUUGGACGACAGGGAGCGGAGGAUUUCUCAUUCCCUCUACAGCGGGAUCGAGGGUCUCAGCGAGUCACCCACCAGGAGUGCUGCCCUGAAUCGGAUAAUGGGCAAAUACCCGCUUUCUCCAACAGUCAACAUGCCCCAGGAUGACAUGGUCAUUAUAGAAGACGAUAGACUGCCAGUACUACCUCCACAUCUUUCAGACCAGUCAUCGUCCAGUUCCCACGAUGAUGUGGGCUUUGCAACAGUGGAUACUGGAGCCUGGAGUAAACCAGCAAUUAGUGAGUCCACAGAAUGCACUCUGAGUCCAGAUGUUGAUCCAGUGCUUGCCUUCCAGCGAGAGGGAUUUGGACGCCAGAGCAUGUCAGAAAAACGCACAAAGCAGUUUUCAGAUGCCAGCCAGUUGGACUUUGUUAAGACACGGAAAUCCAAAAGCAUGGACUUAGUAGCUGACGAGACUAAGCUCAGUACAAUGGAUGGCCAGAAAACAGGUUCCCCAACCAGAGAUGUGGGCCCUUCACUAGGCCUGAAGAAAUCCAGUUCAUUAGAAAGUUUGCAAACAGCAGUUGCUGAGGUGACUCUGAAUGGGGAUAUUCCUUUCCAUCGUCCGCGACCACGGAUAAUCCGAGGGCGAGGGUGCAACGAAAGUUUCCGAGCUGCAAUUGACAAAUCUUACGAUAAACCUGUGGCAGAUGAGGAUGAUGAAGGCAUGGAAACCUUGGAGGAAGACACUGAGGAAAGCUCACGAUCAGGAAGAGAAUCCGUUUCCACAUCAAGUGACCAACCAUCCCAUUCUCUGGAAAGGCAAAUCAAUGGCAGCCAAGAUAAAGGGGACCGAAAAAAAAUUGGGAAGGACAAGAAAAAGGAUCGCGAUAAAGAGAAGGAUAAAAUUAAAGCCAAGAAGGGAAUGCUCAAGGGCCUAGGAGACAUGUUCAGGUUUGGCAAACAUCGGAAAGAUGACAAGAUUGAGAAAAUAAAAGUGCAGGAAGCUGUUACAUCAGAAGAGGAGAGAAUACGAAUGAAGCAAGAACAGGAGAGAAUUCAAGCCAAGACUCGAGAAUUUCGUGAGAGACAAGCUCGGGAACGAGAUUAUGCUGAAAUCCAAGAUUUAAACAGGACUUUUGGAUAUGAUGGUGACACAAUGUAUGCCAGAAUUCCUUCAUAUAAUUCCCCCACAAACAGUGACACAAUGAACAAUAGACCACAGAGCCCAAGGGAAGGACCGACUGCUGAAGCAUUAUAUGCCCAAGUAAAGAAAGCAAGCAGUUCAAAGUCUUCACCUGCAGACAGAUCAGCCCCGAGCAAUCAUGAUCGGAUACAGCGUCUAAGGCAAGAAUUUCAGCAGGCAAAACAAGAUGAAGAUGUGGAAGACAGGAGGCGGACGUACAGUUUUGAACAACCAUGGCCAAAUUCAAAGACUUACUCGCAAAGUGGUAGGCAUUCGGUAUCGGUUGAAGUACAGAUGCAAAAGCAGCGGCAAGAAGAAAGAGAGAAUUUCCAGCAAGCUCAGCGGCAGUACAGUUCAUUACCCAGGCAAAGCCGGAAAAAUGCAAGCUCCGUGUCUCAAGAUUCCUGGGAGCAGAACUACCCUCCAGGUGAAGGUUUCCAGAGUGCAAAAGACAACCCCCGGUACUCCAGUUAUCAGGGUUCCAGGAACGGCUACAUGGGAGGCCACGGCUUCAACGCCCGGGUCAUGCUUGAAACACAAGAGCUGUUGCGUCAGGAGCAGAGACGCAAAGAGCAGCAACUGAAAAAAAAGACAUCUUCUGAAGGGUCCAGCAAUUAUGACUCCUAUAAGAAAGUUCAGGACCCUAAUUAUGCGAUUCCAAAAGGCCCCUUCAGGCAAGAUGUUCCACCUUCACCAUCUCAGGUUGCCAGGUUAAACAGAUUACAGACGCCAGAAAAGGGAAGACCAUUUUACUCGUGAGUCACAAGUCAACAGCCCAUGCAAUAAUGGAACAUUUUCAUAUGAAGAGACUUGUAUCUGGGGAAGAAAAGCAUCCUUCGUUUUACGUUGGAGGUACUAAGGAAUUUCUGCCUGUUUCAGUGCCUUUAGCAAUAUGGGCAAAGAAUUGGAGGGCCUUACGCUUCUGCCGUUGUGUCUCGUCUCAAGUGUUACAGCCACAAAAGGAUCCAUCAUUUGACAAUCAUACUCUAGGCAAGUGACGUGUUUUAGUUAUGUGUCCCGGCCUGGUCCUGUGCUAUCCAAUGGCUGCUUGGCUACUUCUUGCUAUCAGGUGUUCAACCCCGCAGAGAAUUAUGGUUCCAACAUACAUCAUCUGAGUAGAGAAUGCAUCGCCAUUCCUUUUAUCGUUUCAGGUUGAGGGAAAGGGGUGCAUGUCCGUCAUAAGCAGAGGUCCACGUGAGGUCUCUGGUCCAAGGUGUCUUACAGCGAUCAAUAUUUAAAUGUCCGUAUGCCGAAAUACUGUUUUUGUUCAGUGGUCCAUGUUCACUCUCGAGUACUAUUGGAAAGCUUUAUCCUUAUUCCUACGCAAAACUUUUUGUAUUGUUCAGUUUCGUUUAUCCUGGGGACCUUGUUGCAUUUGUCUUAUACCUUAACCAUAUAUACAUUAUAUUAUCGGUGAGAACAUUGUAUUUAUAAGUUAACAUUGGUGAAUAUCAUUGGAGAAAAUUUUGUGCUUUCAUCAAAUAUGUGGAAUGGAUGGGAAGAAAAGACCUGCCUGGUGUGGUGUAGUAUGUUUGUGUGGGGUGGGGUUAUAAAAUGUUUCCCAUUACAUAAAAAUGGAACCCCAAAAAUGAAUUAUUCAUGAAUCAAUGCUCAGUUACUGCAUAUGACUUGGUAAUUUAAUUUGUGUUUAUUUUGUGGGUGGGAAAAUGCAGGACAGAAAAAAUGAAUUUCUAUUUUUGAAUUAAAAUAGCUUUUUUAAACCUGUCUUUUUUGACAAUUUGUAAAGGCUUGUGGACAAUUUGCGCCUCGCUUCCACGUUACUGUAUUUUUGUGUCUCAGCAUCACAAUGAAAAUCAGCCACAAACACUUAUAACUAAAAGAUAAAUGGGGGGAAAUUGGUACACAUCAUCAUGAAAACAUGUUGCUAUCCAAAAAUAACUGAAACGAAAAGAUUGUUUUGGCAGAGUUAUUUUUAAUGUGCAGAUUGAGUAUAUUAAUUUUUCCUUUGCAACAGCUGGUUUUAUGUUUGAGGGUCUGAACUUUCAUGUAUUGUGAAAAAAUGUAUAACUGGAUUGCUAAAGUGCCUGCAAAUCCUGAUGUGAAACGGCUUGAGAUUUAAAACUCAGCAUAUCAUGCAUAAAUGAACAAAAGGAAAGAAGCACCAUGUAUUGUGUAUGAUUGAUAAUUUGCCUUUUUUUAAAAAAUAGAAAAGAAACUCAGCCCAUUUUACUUUUGCCUCAACCUGUUUCUAGAAUAUAUGUGAAAAUUCAGCACAUGCUAUCUGUGUCUUUUAUGCCUGUUAAAUUUCUUUGUUAAUAUACUCAAGUGUUAAAAUUUGUUACUAAUGUAAGCACAACAACCUUGGAUGACUAUGGCUCUUUUACGCAGAGGCUUACAACACUGUGUAAAAUGGCACUUUGUAAAUACAGAAAUUUAGAAUAAAAAGACUUUUUGUCUUGGUUUCAACCUC